This is a messenger RNA of Lates calcarifer (barramundi perch), 4253 nucleotides long. It is a transcript of the gene cabp7a, whose product is annotated as calcium-binding protein 7. Gene Ontology annotation, molecular function: calcium ion binding. The record is from RefSeq and is a predicted model, not a curated record. Lineage: Eukaryota; Metazoa; Chordata; Actinopteri; Centropomidae.
GAGAGAGAGAGAGAGAGAGAGAGACUACAUAUCUGAUCCACACAGAGAGCUACCUUUCACAAAAAAAAUACUCAUUCACUCCUCUACUAAAGAUGGAGCAACUGGAUCGCAAUGCGCCCCCGUCCCCAUGACCAAUUAAGAGGAAGCCAGCAACUAUUGUAUCUGAGGAUCCGGACACGCGCUCACCUGUCGUCUUUACACGCUUUUGAGAGGCACAAUUCAGAUUUUUUUUUGUCCAUUUUUAAGUGUAACACGUACGUUUCUGUGGAUUAUAUGAAGCUGGCUGGAUCCUGAGGACGGAGUGCGUCAAGUGAGCGCACGUAUCCAACAAGUGGAUGCAUGAAUUUGCUCGCAGCAGACAAACCCUGGGACUAAGAACACAAAACAGUCAGUGGAUUGAUAAUCUACAUUUGUUUUCUUAUCGACUGAGACAAUAACCUGCACUCAUUCGCUGUGCCUCAGAUGUGGAGCUUGUCUGGGUUAAUGGUGAUGUAUAGAUGUGCGCAUUGUCUCGGUCUCAGGUAGUUUUCUAGCUCUCAGCGACUUUGUGUUUAAUUGUUUUUCAAGCAGAUAAUAAAACUGCAAUGAGGUAAGACACUCCUCUACAUUUUCCCUGCUCUUCAUUUAUUGACCAAAAGCAAGAUUUAGGCGGACACGCUGCGGAAUCCACCGUUUGCCACCUCACCCCUCUCCCCCCAUCCACGGACUUGCUUCUCCGUUCCCUCGGUGACCGUGGGGGGAAGUUGGGAUCCUCUCUGUAGACAUUUCUGUAUGACGAGGGCGCAGGUGGCAGCCAAAGGUCGCAGUCAUGCCGAUGCAUCCAGUAACCUCCACGUUGAUGUACCGGGGGAUCUGCACCAUCCCUGACAUCCUCUCCUACGCGCCCCAGGUGAACCUGCCCGAAGACGAAGUUGAAGAGAUCCGCGAGGCCUUCAAAGUGUUUGACCGCGACGGCAAUGGGUUCAUCUCAAAGCAGGAGCUGGGAAUGGCCAUGCGCUCCCUGGGCUACAUGCCAAACGAGGUGGAGCUGGAAGUCAUCAUCCAGAGACUGGACAUGGACGGCGAUGGCCAGGUGGACUUUGAGGAGUUUGUCACUCUUCUGGGCCCAAAGCUGACAGCAGCUGGGUUGCCUGAUAAGUUCAACGGCACUGACUUUGACUCCGUUUUUUGGAAGUGUGACAUGCAGAAGUUGACGGUGGAGGAGCUGAAGCGACUCCUGUACGACACGUUCUGCGAUCACCUUUCCAUGAAAGACAUCGAGAACAUCAUCAUGACUGAGGAGAACCACAUAGAGAACCCUGAGGACUGUCAGGUGGAUAUAGACAGUUCUAGCCCGACGCAGCAAGUCAAGCAAACUUGUGUGCGCAAGAGCCUGAUAUGCGCCUUCGCCAUUGCUUUCAUCAUCAGCGUCAUGCUCAUUGCAGCCAAUCAGGUGCUGCGGAGUGGCAUGAAAUAGGAGCUGUGGCAUUUUCAGCCUUGACCACCACCUAAAGGCUGCCUUACAGAUAAAUGACUGAGAGAUGAAGCUUAAAAAAAACAUAAACAAAAAUGAAUACAACAGACAAUCACACAGCUGUAAAACAUAUGACUGCAAAAUAACUGGCGUCACCAAGGACACUACAUGUGAGGGAAUUUGUCUUGUGACAGAGACAUACUGACAGUUUACAGAACAGCAAGGACAACAGGACCUCACGUACAAAGAGACAGCAGUGUGUUUAAAGUGGACAGCUGUCUAUACAUAUCACUCUUCGUAAGACAACAUUUAGUAUUCAUUAGCUAUGUGCAUUUGAGCAGUGUUGCAUUCAGUAUGGUGGCAGCUAUAGAGAGAAGUGUAGUGACUGUCCAGUUUUGUAUUUGUCCAGUGUACCAUGCGGUUUAUUAUAAACGAGUAGAAAGAAAUCUGUGAAAUAUUGUGGGAACAUUGGAGAAAAUAUAUUCCUGAGGCUGAGAAGUGUUUUGUGCAGGGGAUCUGGAGUGCACAUCGUUGUGGAGAUAUUGUAUGUGGUGCAACAUUGUUCAAAAACCACUCGGGAAUAACAAUAGCUUGGUAAGAAAGAGAUAAUAGGAAGGGUUUGCAGGGAGGUGCGUGUGAUUGUGUGGAUGGUUUCAUUCAUUCACAGGCUGGAGGGCUUCAGUCUGAGAAGGAUGGAGCCGGGUGAAGCAGGUUAACAGCUCUUGGGGAGGAAGGUGCUCAGGUCUGGAUGGAGAGGUAACUGGCUGGAAAGUGGCUGGACAUGCAGUAAACACUCAACUCUCUGUCUCCACAGCAGGGCUUUGCAGGCCUCAGAGGAUGACCAUCAUCUAUGCAUGAAAUGCAUGGAUUUAAACAGUUGUCUUGACACAUUUGUAAAAGUUCUUAUCAAUGUAUUAAUCAUUAUGACUGUGUAACAGCUGUUUUGAAUUACUUAAUGACAACUGUGAGCAAUUGUUUGUGGUGCGGGGUAUCAGCAAUCACAACAAAAGUAAAGCAUACAACUGCAUGAAAAAGAAGGGCUGCUUUAGUACAUGCUCGUAAAAAUUAUUUUCGGGAUUGCUAAACUAUGGACCUUUUGCCACGCCAGGGCGCUUGAUGAUCAUCUCUCACUGCCACCGAAGAGCAAACAACUUCAAGAUGUGUGUCACUCAACCAUUUAAAGAAUAUGCAUCAAAACUGAUCUGGCUGGUAGUGGGGAUACAGAUGUGCCGGAGUGUAUUUUGUUCUUCUUUUUAAGUAGUUUUUUUUGUCUGGAUGCGUUGCUAUAGAGCAAUAACUCUGUGUAAAAUAGACAUCUCACAAUGCUUUGAACAGACAGAAAUCUUCAACCAACAUUAGCACCAGUAGACCUAGGAACUGCUGAGGUCAGAAAAUUUUCUUUCGCACUUUUCAAAUUAAGGUUUUGGCAAUACAACAGAGACAUUGGCUCUGAUGUUCAGACAGGGAGUACCCCUUCUAUUCAGUGAGACACAGAGACCAGACAGAUGAGUGAAAACCUGUGUGUUAGAAGCUGCCCAGUGUGUUGAAGUUGGACUGAGGCCAAAUGGUGUAAACUGUUGCAAUAAAACAUUAAUAUCUGUGAAGCACCGUGUGAAUUUGAUCAGGCAUAGAUUAGAUUGUUGUGCAUGCAUCUGGGUCAGGUCUGUCACUAUAAAUGUGUAUUUGUACAUAUAAACCAACUUCAACCAAAGCUUUGAUGAAUCUGUGACAACACAACUGGGCCACAAAACUAAGAGCAAUCUUAGUAACAACUGAUAAAAUGAACAUUUGAAUUAUUAAGAGAAUCCCACAGAAGUUCCAGUCACUUGUAGUCACAAACUUCUGAUCAGUAGACUCUCAUAGGGAAAAAUUCAAUCUUACCUGAAAAAAGAUUUAUUUUAAAACUAAAUUUGAAUGUUUGGAAAGUCAAAAAAGCCCUUCAAAAUACCCUCCAAAAACAUGACACUGCAAUAUAGAGAUCUAAAUAAUUCACAUCUUAUGAAUAUCCCCUUUUUGGAUUGCUAUUGGCAGCUCCCCAAACUUGGAUCUCUCACAAGAGCCGGAACCUCACGGAGGCAACAAAAUUAGACUACCCUAUCGCCCAGAGCCAGGCGGGAUAAUGAUUAUCUGAUGCACCCGGGCAAUUUGUCAAAAGUGUCAAGUCUGUGGGGAAAACAUUCAGAAAAAAAGAAGAAAAAAAAAGCCCAUUUAUGAAACUAAUACCUUUGUUUCCAUUUUGCACUUUAAGAUGUGCUGCAGCGCACAACAACAGCAACUCACCGCCAUGAUUGUUCAUCCAUUUCCAGAUAGAGUUUAGGUUUAAAGAAUUACUUUACCAUAGAUUUAUCUAUUUUUGUGAUAAGAAUGUGAUGGAAUAGAAUAUUAACUGACUGACAAAUGAUACUGUCUCAUUCAUUUUCUGUUAUAACAUUACUGAUGGGACAUUUUCAUGGGGAAUAAACUUAUGAUAAUAAUUUGAUUUGUUGCCUUAUUCUUUGAGACACUUUGGCAUUGUGCAUAGGCAUAAACAUACAGUAAUCAUGGAUUUAUUAUUUAUCACCAGAGCAAAAUAUAAAAUCCAAUAUUUAUUUUCUUUUUACAGAUGAAAAAAAAAAACUGUAUGAACUUGUUGAUAGUCUACUAAAUGUUAUAUUUCCAUUGAACUGUACUUUGAUACUUGUCUUUGGAUCUUGGAAAAAUGUUUAUUGACCAUGUGAUAUCUGUUCAUUGACUCCACCUGAUGUUCUUCUUCUAUGUCUGUGGAAUGAUAUUUCACAUGAAUAAAAUCAUAUACAAACCA